AUGGACGCGCAGCGGACUAUCAGUAAAGAGGUCGCGCGAGGCGCAGAGAGCAGUGGAGAAAAAGACGCGCCGGAGCGCCGGCGUGAGACGGUGCAGCGGCUGCAGAUGCCGUCUUCGGCGUCUGGCGAGCCGCCGGUGUCGAAGCCGACAACCGUGCCACAUAACACGCCGAUAAUCUCGCCCAGCGACAGCCCGCGGGAUGGACACAGCACAGGGGGCUCUGUCGGGUCGUCGGGCUCGUCGCCGUCGCCUGCGGCGGCCGCGGGAGCCCUAGGCCAUUUGCCGCCACAGACCGCGGCGGCACGCCGUAUUUCACGAUCAGAGAAGUUGAGCUCGGCGGCUGUGCACGUGACCCCCGCUGCGUCGAGUGGCUACAACAUGGGGCUAGGGUUCACGCCCAACCAGCGGGUGCAACUACCGACGAUUGCAUCGCUGCUUGCUGCGACCGGAGCAGGAGGAAUGGCUGCGCCGCCUCCGGUGGGCUGUCGCGAUGGUCUACGCGGAGAACCGCUUUCAAUAAUGGACCGCGGCUCGAUGUUCAUGACAUCCGACUCGCGGGGGUCGGCAAGAGACGCUAUUAGGACGCCGGUGGAGCGAAUACCGUCAUCUGCACCCGGGCACACAUCGUCUGCGGCCGCGGGCGGCCGCCUAGGGCGGCCGCAUGAGGGCGAGCUCUCUGCGCGGCCAGAAACGGUCAGCGGCUCGCUCUGCUCGUCCGAAGCGAGCGGCGCGUUACCCCGGAGCACAGCAAGCACAGCAAGCAACGUGAGCGUUGGUGGCUCUACCGGUUCUGCCGGUUCAGCAACAUCCGAAGCUGGCGAUGCUCGGCGGCGCAGCGCAGUUGAUGCUGGACCCGUUGAUGGGCGGACGCUUUCAAGUAUAGACGCCAAUACCGCACUAACACCCAAACGGUUACACUUCAACAAUAGCCGUGACCUCAUUGACCCUUAUACAUCAGAACAACAUCUGUCGGACGUGAAAAUCAACAUCACUUCCCUGCUGAACUCGCGUGGUGGAACUGGAGAAGAUCCGUAUUCACUGCGCGCCGGCGGGGAAUUUGUCCUGCCAGUGUCUGCCAACAACAAUAUGAUGUCAAUAGCGCCUACAAGCAAGUCGUCGGCAACUGGUGGUGUGACAUUUCAAUCGCAACCACCGCCUUCUACAGGGCAACUACCACCCCCUUCAUCUGCGUCAUCAUCGACGCAUUUCCUUGAGCCUUUUUCAAAUGGGCUAAUGAUGGACAACGACACACAACAGCAGAGCACUGCUAAUGGACUCAAUGGAUCUGCAACUAUGCACACCCAGCGACAAACACGAUUUAUUAACUCGAAAUUCGAUGAAAUGAGACAACGACUGCUCUUGACGAAGCCCGCAGCAAGGGAUGAUGAGCUAGGCGCCGCCGCCAUUAUCUCUCAGAUGCGUUCUUCACCUUAUCACACUGACUUUUCUAGCGCGGACGCUAAUAGCAGACCAGUCUCGUCAUCAAUUAACAUCCAGCGUAAUUUAAAACCCGUUGUACAGAUACUCCAGCGUGAAAACGGUACAUUAGUUAAAGAGGAGCCCAAUGACCAGGUACUGACGGACGACGAAUUGGCUAGUUCUGGUGAGGACGAUGGACUUGGAGAUACGAUUACGUGGAACAAGGGUGGCAAGCGCCAAAUUUCGCGACGUAAAUCGGCUCUCGCAUCGAGUACUGCUCCUUCUUCUGCAUCAGCUGCUUUCAAAUCGAGAAGCAAACGUAGGAGAAGAUCUAGCGGUCAGUCCAGUAUGGAGUCUCUACUUUCCGCAGCAGAACUAUUAGAAAUGGAGGCGAAUUCUAAAAAGAAUAACCGCGUCUUUCGUACACAACCUCCGCAUCUAACUCCAACAGGGAAGUCACCUACUUCCCUUUCGUCAUCUUUCGCCGUUCCCGACUCUUCUAAUAAGGAAUCCCCUGACAAAAACCUAGAGGAACAGUUUCCCAAUAAUAUCUCACCCAAAUAUGAUGACGCUCCGAAUAAAAAGAAGGCCGGCGCAGGCACUCGCUCCAGGACAGGAUGUUGGAUCUGUCGUCUACGUAAGAAGAAAUGUUCAGAAGAAAGACCCCAGUGUAGCAACUGCCUGAGGUUGAACUUGGAAUGCGUAUACGAUAUUAUCAAACCAGAUUUUAUCUCUGAUCCUGAUAAAAAGAGCGAGAAGUUGGAGGAAAUCAAAAGAAGAACGAAAGAGGCUAAACGUAUGGCCAUGAAAAAGAAGGAGUGGUAA
This is a messenger RNA of Eremothecium gossypii ATCC 10895, 2244 nucleotides long. RefSeq names its product DNA-binding transcriptional regulator UME6 (gene UME6). The transcript has a single exon. The record is from RefSeq and is marked provisional. NCBI's taxonomy places the organism in Eukaryota, Fungi, Ascomycota, Saccharomycetes, Saccharomycetales, Saccharomycetaceae. Gene Ontology annotation, molecular function: zinc ion binding; DNA-binding transcription factor activity, RNA polymerase II-specific. Bases 1 to 2244 code for a protein of 747 amino acids. Gene Ontology annotation, cellular component: nucleus. Gene Ontology annotation, biological process: positive regulation of transcription by RNA polymerase II.